AUGAGCCCACAUAAAUAUACCUUUGAUAUUUUUCUAAGUUCUCAAGGUGCACUGCAGACCCCGUCUCGCUGUCGGCCUCGCGGGCCCUCGGCACUUUGCUGUGUCUGCUCUCGCCUUAACCCGUCAGCAAACAGCCCGUCAUCAAACAACCCGUCAUCAAACAACCCGUCAGCAAACGACCCGUCAUCAAACAACCCGUCAGCAAACAACCCGUCAGCAAACGACCCGUCAUCAAACAACCCGUCAUCAAACAACCCGUCAGCAAACAACCCGUCAGCAAACAACCCGUCAGCAAACAACCCGUCAUCAAACAACCCGUCAGCAAACAACCCGUCAUCAAACAACCCGUCAGCAAACAACCCGUCAGCAAACAACCCGUCAGCAAACAACCCGUCAUCAAACAACCCGUCAGCAACAACCCGUCAUCAAACAACCCGCACCACUGCAGUACAAAGACCCAAAAUAAUAUCAGCAGUGAUAUACAACCCUACACACCACGCCAGGCGAAGAAGGAGCCCCGAGACGGAAAUGAAGAGGAGACAAUACUCUCAAAAUAAUGGAUCAAGUGAUCAGCGGGUGACGGGAAAACAUCUGAAUGUGGUAGGAGACUGGCAGGUGCGACAGGUGUCAAGACCAGCUGCAUCAUCACGCAUGUGUUAUGAGAUGUAA
This is a messenger RNA of Procambarus clarkii (red swamp crayfish), 669 nucleotides long. RefSeq names its product GATA zinc finger domain-containing protein 14-like. NCBI's taxonomy places the organism in Eukaryota, Metazoa, Arthropoda, Malacostraca, Decapoda, Cambaridae. The record is from RefSeq and is a predicted model, not a curated record.